UCCCCCUGAAGGUGAAGGCUGGGAAACAUGCUGUGAUGUCACUUACCGGAUGAACCAGCAGCUGCGGUUGUUUCACGUCAAAACAAUCCGGAAGACGAUACAGCAUGACGGAACUGUUGAUGUAGCUGGGACGAGGUUAAGGCUGAAUUAAUAACAUUACCGUUUGAGGCAGUGUAGUGAAACUUAAUAAUGUUGCUGAAUAAAAGAUAGGCAUAUCGCCACGGGCCAAGGCUGAGUUUGGAGCACAGACUGUAGCAGAAAUAGGAAGGUUUAAAUCAGACCAGCCUCGCGUUUUGGAUUCAAAGUCCAUGUUAACACAUCGUAGCAGUUCUAGAUAUUAAAGUCUUGUAGCUCGUCGCAGAUCGGUUCAAAGUCAUCAUGGGCAAUGGAAUGAAUAAGGUUGUCGAUGGGCUCUACCUUGGGAACAUAAGAGAUGCAGAAAACAAAGAAAGUCUGUCUAAGAAUGGCAUCACCCACAUCUUGUCUGUGUACAACAAUGCAAAGCCCAUGUUUGAGGACAUGACAUACCUUUGUAUUCAUGCAGCUGAUGCCUCUAGCCAGAACCUAUUACAACAUUUUAAAGAGUGCAUCAGCUUCAUCCAUGAAUGUCGCCUGAAUGGUGGAUCUUGUCUUGUUCACUGCCUUGCAGGUGUGUCCCGCAGCACUACCAUGGUGGUGGCCUACCUGAUGACUGUUACCCACUACAGCUGGGAUGAAUGUCUGUCUGCAGUCAAAGCUGUACGCUCCUUUGUUGGCCCUAACUAUGGCUUCCAGCAGCAGCUGCAAGAGUAUCAGACGACACAAGUCUCAGAGUACCGAGCUUGGUUACAGUCCAAUUUCCGUCCCAGUCCAUUUAAUGACCAGGAGCAGGUGGGCGCCCUGCUUAGUCAGUACACAGAGCAACAGGAAAGCCAGAGGAGAGGAGCAGACCAUCGCUGGAUAAAUCAAGGUGUCAGUGCUCUGCCGUCCGACCCUGAUGAUCCUGAAGAGAGCACCUGAAACAUGGGCCUCUGGACAUGCCAAAGUCCUGCCCAAUGCUGUCUGUAAAUGGCAGUUAUUAUUAUUCUGUACUCAAUUCCAAAUCAACCCCAAGUUGUAUCCAGCUUUAAGGCCUUUGUACACCUACCACAAAGCAUAGGAUGAAAAAGAUUCCAACUUAAAUCGUGUUUUAUACCUAUUAUACUUUUUAAUUUGCACCAGUCUAGUCUUUUUUUAAGUAAUGGAGGUUGAUUUAGAACUGGGCUACAGACUCUUCACCACAACCAGUACCGCCCAUGCACCUUUAACUCAGUACAGCCAAAACAUGGGAAUCGGUGCUCACAGACGCCUUACUCUAAACACCUCAGCACCUUAACCAUGAUGAAUAAACUAUACGUCUAUGUGGACUCUUUACACCUGCAGUGUUCAGCUCGGUGCACUUAUAGAUGUGACUAAUUAAUGCCGUUUUAAAGGGACAUUUUGUCUUGAAUUAUGUGGAUGUCUAGUCUAUGGUGGUGGACAGGGAAAUGCACAUAUCUACAUCCAAUUUGAUGCCAGUUAUUCUGACCAGAUAUUCUGACAUGUACCAGUUUGCAGUCCUGUCCUGGUUCUUAAUGGUAAACUCUUUGAUCGACACUGCAGCUGGAGCUCAUGGCAUAAAAUGAAUGUGUACAACCUAUUGAAAGCAAGCACUAUUGUUUGCCAAUGAAAUGUAUAAAUGCUGUUGUCAAUGGUCAUGGUGUCAUGAGCACAUACACAAACCACUUGCACAUGUUAUAUCUACAAUACCUACAUCACUGUUGCACAUCACUGUCCAUGAAGUAAACAGAAUUUGUUUACACCCAGUGUUCUUUCAUUCCAGUUGGUACUUUUUGUUACAUCUGGUUCAGCUUUGAAGAAAUCUUCAAGCUGUCUGCACACUAUAUAUACCAGUGUCUGCAACAGGAUCCAGCACCCGCAAUCCAAGUGGAGCUCUGUCAGUUCCCAACAACUCUGUCCCAACCAACAAAACUGUUGCAGAGUUAUCUCUUAUCAGGCAGAGAGGACAAACAAAGUCAACAGCCUAGCUUUCUGUAGUUUGUCCACCAUCAACUGAUUCCAGAUAAGCCUGGGGCGUGAUCUGUUCGUGCUUUCCUCAGAUACAGAGUUGUAAAACUUGGCAAAAUGUUCCUUUAGGUAAUACCUUUGAGCUUCAUAAAGUAUGGCUGAGUAAAACUAUAACUACACAUGAAGGAUCUCUUCAGUCCAAAUGCUUAAGUCUUCCUGAUUUUACUGAAGCUCUGAUUUUUCUUUUUAUUGUGACAAAGCUGAUUUUUAGGUCAUUUGUAUCAUGAAUUCAUGGGUACAGUUGAUUGUUUUAAUUGCAUAUUUAUAGUGUUUUUUUUUUUGUUUGUUUGUUUUUUGUGUUUUAUAAUAAAAUGCAGUGAUUGACAAAAAAAUAUGGGAAUACUAAUAAAUCUGUACUAUCAACACCA
Larimichthys crocea (large yellow croaker) is the source of this 2453-nucleotide messenger RNA. It is a transcript of the gene dusp22a, whose product is annotated as dual specificity phosphatase 22a. Gene Ontology annotation, biological process: protein dephosphorylation; signal transduction. The record is from RefSeq and is a predicted model, not a curated record. The transcript is spliced from 7 exons. Bases 379 to 999 code for a protein of 206 amino acids. Gene Ontology annotation, cellular component: cytosol. Gene Ontology annotation, molecular function: protein tyrosine phosphatase activity. NCBI's taxonomy places the organism in Eukaryota, Metazoa, Chordata, Actinopteri, Sciaenidae.